Messenger RNA from Durusdinium trenchii, 1141 nucleotides. Lineage: Eukaryota; Dinophyceae; Suessiales; Symbiodiniaceae. The record is from the annotation of a GenBank genome assembly.
CGGGUAGUGUUUUCCGUGUCCUGACCACCAACAAUCGAUGGCCGGCCAUGGCGCUGUGGCUUCUGGCACUCUUCCUUGGGGCCGACGCGGUGACCUUCGCCGACUUGGAGAGCGUCACGUUGGGUCCCUCCUUGGCCGAGAGCUUCAAGGUGAGCUUGGUCAGGCCCGAGGGCGAGCCACCCAACUCGGGGCAGAAGACGUUGGUGCAGCAGUCGAGUCUGCAACUGCUCAGCGACGACGAGAUCAAGACCUUAGAGGAUUAUGAUGCCAUCUUCGAAAAGUACUCGAUGUUUUGCAAUGGAAGGUGGCUGGGGGUACAAGUUCUUCAAGACUCUCAAGACCUCAUGUAUUUGCAACACAUCGUGUACAUGAAGAAGCCAGAUGUCAUCAUUGAGACAGGAACCUACAAGGGCGGUCUCACCUAUUUCUUUGCCACCAUCUUGGAUUGGAUCCAACGCGAGGGUGGCCCAUCAGGCCAGGUGGUCUCAGUGGAUCGUCACCACCCAGACCUGGUCUUUGCUGCCAACUGGUUCUGCCCGCCUUGCGCAGACUGCCUGCGGUCUUACCAGACCCCUGUUUGGGAGAGGAAGGUCCGCUUCAUUCAGGGCCUGGCAGACGAUCAGGAGACCUUCCAAGAGGUCAUUGCCCACCUUCAUGACCUGGGCUCUUUGACGCCAUUGCAGGACCAGGACGUGCCUUUCCGAAUGAAUGAGUCCCAAACCAUCGUGGUCAAUCUUGAUGCGAACCACGAGUUCCAGGGAUUGAUGAAGGAGUUGAUAUAUUAUGCGCCCUUCGUUACCUUGAACUCUUACCUUAUUGUCCAAGACGCGAAACUGGACAAGAUCUGGGGCACUGCCGGCCCCACUGCUGCGUUGAAUGCCUUUCUGCAGAUGUCACCUGAGGGUGAGUUUGUGGCCCCUUGGGAGAAGUUCCAUGGCUACUCGCAGCACAUCUAUUUGAGACGAGCCCAAGUGACGGUGCCACACUCCUACUUCAUGCAAGCGGCCUUCCACGCCAUGAAGUCCUGACCUCCACCGCACCCAGCCGGCUGGUCGAGCGGUCAGACGCGGAGCUUGCUGGGGACGUGAGAGUGUAAAAAGAGCUCCGUGAACCGCCGAUGCACAUGUGCUUCAUGUGCGGA